AUGUCCUUACCCAACUUUGCCAGUUGGAACGUUAGGGGGCUCAAUAACCCGGACAAAGUUGGUUUUUGUAAGUCUCUGAUCAAUUCUCAUGAUCUCAAAAUGCUUUGUAUUCUGGAAGCUAAAAUUUCUCAGUCUUUGUUGGAUGAUUCUUGGUUUUUGAAUUCUCACUUACUCUUUGAGAAUGAAUGCAGUUGUAAUAACUUCAAUGACGCUUCUCCUGGUAGAAUUUGGCUUAAAUGGGACUCCUCCGUCUUCACUUUCAACACCUUGAUUACCUCCCCCCAGCUUAUUCAUGGUGUUCUCUCAGCGGGUUCUUUCCCUCCCAUCUUUCUAUCGGUGGUUUAUGCUUCUAAUAGUUUGGAGGAACGUAGAAGUUUAUGGAAUCUUCUGGUUGAUUUAAUUCCUCCUUCGGAUAAACCCUGGGUUAUUCUGGGUGAUUUUAAUUGCUGCAGAUUCGACACUGAAAAAGCGGGUGGUUCCACUCUUUCUGACUUUAGACUGGGUGAAUUGAACAACAUGGUUUUUAAUUGCGGUGUGCAAGACCUUUCCUCUACAGUUCUCUUUUAUACUUGGUAUAAUCAAAGGGUGGAUGACCCGAUACACAUUAAGCUUGACAGAGUUCUGGUAAACCCUGCUUUACUGGAUUAUUUACCUUUAGCCUAUUACAAAGUGGAUUCUCCUCUUGGUUCGGACCAUUCCCCAUUAAUCUUCAUGCCCUCUCAUGUUAAACCUAUUUCCUCUAGGUUUUUGUUUAAAAACUAUUGGAUCAAUAUGGAUGAUUUCUUGGAUGAGGUGUUCACUGCUUUUGCUUCUAGAUCUUCCAAAAGUCCUCUUGCCUCUUUUUUUCAUAGCUUGCAUUCUCUCAAGAGGUCUAUUAAGAACAAGAAUUGGCCUUCCGCUUCCUUCAUCUCCAAUUCCAUACUUGAUCUUAAGUCUAAGCAACUUAACUGCCUUCUUGAGAUUCAAAAUCAGCCACUUAAUUUGGAUCUUAACACCAAUUUGAUUGGCAUUAAUGAUCAACUUGCUGCUCUUCAAUCUCAUUGGUUUUCCUGGAUUUCUCAAAGCGCAAAAGCCCUAUGGCUUACACAUGGUGAAGAUGAUCUCGGUUUUUUAUUCGCCAAAAUCAGGAGCAAAAACAAUAAAAAUUGCAUUAAAGAAAUUACUACCUUUGAGGGUCAUUUCUUCUCUCAUGCUGAGGUUUCUAAGGCUAUUGUUAAACAUUUCAAGGAUCUUUACAAUCCUCUCAAUGUUUUCAUAGCUCCUUCUUCUCAAAUUCCUCCUGGCAAGAUGGUCCCCGACCAAUUUCAUAGCAUGCUGGUGGCUCCGGUUUCUUUUGAAGAGGUUAAAUUGGCGGUUUUUUAUGGUAAUAUGAACUCAGCUCCUGGUCCGGAUGGUUUUUCCUAUGCUUUCUAUAGGAAAUCUUGGCAUAUUAUUGGUAUCAAGUGUUUAAUGCGGCCCAUCUCUCUUUGUAAUGUCCUCUAUAAAAUUGUGGCUAAGAUACUUGCUACAAGACUGAAAGCUGUUCUCCCCAUGAUUAUCCAUGAGAGCCAAUCAGGUUUUAUUGCUAAUAGGUGCUCUACUGACUAUAUUAUUUUGGCUUCUGAGAUUCUUAGAGAUUUCAAGGGCUCUGGUAAAAAGUUUUGUGCUAAGCUUGAUAUCAAAAAGGCUUUCGACUCGAUUUCUAGAGAUUUUUUGAUUUCUAGAUUGAUUCAAAAAGGUUUCCCUGCUAAUUUUGUCUCUUGGAUCAAAGGCUGCAUUUCGGAGGAUAGCUCUUUCUCUAUGCUUUGGGAUCCUUGGCUUAAAGGAAAUCUGAUUGCUGAGACUUAUAAUUUGCCAGUUUUAGCUAACAAGAUGGGUUGUGACAUCUUGGAUAAGUCUGAGGUUCUUUGGAAUGGCUCUAGCAAGUGGGUUUUUAAAGCUUUCACUGAUCAUUUUUAUUCCCACUUGCCUAAGGUUGAUUGGUUUUCUUCUAUAUGGCACAAGAAUUUUGCUCUCAAAUAUGCAUGUUUUGCCUGGAUGGCCAUUAUUGAGAAGUUAAAAACUGCUGAUAAUUUAAUGAUCAGAGCCCGACCUUCGUCGGACCAACGCCUCGCCACCGAUCUCCGCCGGACCUUCGCUCGGCAGCCGAGCAUAGCCGGACUUCAGCCUGACCUUUAUCGAACCACCGCUCGGCCGCCGACCGCCGCCGAACCUUCGCCUGGCCAAUGA
Dendrobium catenatum is the source of this 2208-nucleotide messenger RNA. RefSeq lists its product as uncharacterized. NCBI's taxonomy places the organism in Eukaryota, Viridiplantae, Streptophyta, Magnoliopsida, Asparagales, Orchidaceae. The transcript has 5 exons. The record is from RefSeq and is a predicted model, not a curated record. Gene Ontology annotation, molecular function: catalytic activity. The coding region runs from base 1 to 2208 and encodes 735 amino acids.